This is a messenger RNA of Penicillium subrubescens, 774 nucleotides long. RefSeq lists its product as uncharacterized. The record is from RefSeq and is a predicted model, not a curated record. NCBI's taxonomy places the organism in Eukaryota, Fungi, Ascomycota, Eurotiomycetes, Eurotiales, Aspergillaceae. The transcript has a single exon. Bases 1 to 774 code for a protein of 257 amino acids.
AUGGCUCGCAUAUUCAUCACCGGUUCAAGCGACGGCAUCGGCCAAGCUGCCGCCAAACUCCUCACAGAACAAGGUCACAAAGUGGUUCUUCACGCCCGAAAUGCCGAACGCGCAGCCUCAACUCAAGAAGCAGUCCCCAAAGCGGAAGCAGUCCUAGUGGGCGACCUCCGAUCAAUCUCGGAAACAAAGAAACUCGCUCAAGAAGCCAACACCCUGGGAAAUGGAACAUUCGAUGCAAUCAUCCACAACGCAGGCAUUGGAUACGGCUCCACGUCUAGCCGCGAGAUUACCGCAGACAAAAUCUCAGCUGUCUUUGCCGUCAACACUCUGGCGCCGUACAUCCUGACUUGUCAGAUGAAGAAGCCCACAUCACGGCUGCUGUAUAUGAGCUCGGACAGCCAUUAUGGUGGAGAUGAGAGUUUGCGAAAUGUGACGCAGUCCCAUUCGUAUAGUGACAGCAAGCUACAUGACGUUAUGCUUGCUAACGCUUUUGCUCGACGGUGGGGUGAUGAUAUUCAGGUUGUUAGUAUGCAUCCUGGUUGGGUUAGGACUAAGAUGGGAGGUAGUAUGGCUCCUGGGGGGAUGGAUGAACCUGCCAACGCACUAGCAGAAUGGGCGAUUGGUCAAGGAAGAUUAGCUGGCUUGCCUAGUGGGACAUUCUUUACGACGCGAGGUGCGAAGUCGGCGCAUCCUGGGGCGGGUAAUGUUAGCAAGCAGGAGGAACUAUUGAAGAUUUGCAAGGAAGUUUCGGGGGUGGCUGUUUCGGGUGAGUAG